CUACAGGUUUAGAAACCCUCGGUGGGCGAGUCCGACUCGCAGCACUUGGUCGGUUUCCUACUGUUUGGUUUAAUAUGUACAGGUGUCUAUAACGUUACUCGUGAGUGCCCCGGGUUGUCCGCGGGGGUAUGUGGGCCCGGGUGGCCUGCACAUGUCAGCCGACGGAUAUGAUCUGCAGAACUGUACUGGUGGCAUCGCAGGAUAUAUAGACAGGUAUAAUAUAGGACAACAAUAAGAAUAAUCUUUAUUGCACACUACAAAGAACACAAUAACUAUCACGUAACAAUAUAAUUUGAAAUUCACACACACACACAUAUAAAUGAUCAUCAUCCUAGCCAGGUCAGGCCAUGUGGUCAAACUCAUUAGAAGGUACUGAAACUAUGGUGAAAAUUGGUAAGUUUUUUCAAUACAGGCUAAUAUAGCUGCAUACCCUACCACAAAUCUCUAUGCUCGCCCCUGCACACAUAUACGAGAGAGAUAGGAAGAAACUCACACAAUCGCACAAAAAAACGGAAGAACAAAAAGGUACAAUUAAACAAAACAACACAGUUUUCAAAGAGCCACUGCAAGAUUUCGUUUCAAUUUUGUUCAAACACAUACACAUACACACACCCACACACACACACACACACACACACACACACACACACACACGCACGCACGCACGCACGCACGCACGCACGUAUCUACACACACGCACACGCAAGCACGCGCGCGUGCACACAACUCUCAUAGUUAUCUCUAUAAUGGCCUCGGGAAACUAAGAAUCCAUAUGAGCCGGGAGAACAAAAAGGUACAAUUAAAAAAACAAACACCGUGUACAAAUAACAUGUCGUGACUUUUCUUCGGCAUCACAACGCGUUGAGGUCGAAUAGUAAUGUCAGUUACGACAUGGAUUUCGCUAUGUGGUCUUUUUUAUAAUUUUAACAAUGCUUCGUGAGCGUUUUCAUUAGAGCCAUAACAUGAAUUUCGCCAUUUGAAUGCACGGUUUCUUUUUUGCACAGACUCAUCCUUGGUCCGUCUCACCUGUACAAGGGCGGUACUUUCCGUCACCUGUACCGCACCUCUGUACCACACGAUCCUGAGGGAAUACUGGGCAUAUUCUCGGGCGUACUAGUUGUACAAGCUGGUGCGCAUGCGUCCAGGAUAAUGCUCGCUUACAAUCAUGCUAGAGCGCGUAUAAUGCGUUGGGUGUUCUGGUCCAUAAUUUUCGGCGUGUGCGGAGGCGGCAUGUGUAUGUUCACGAAGAAUGGAUUUGCCAUACCCGUAAAUAAGAACCUCUGGUCGCUCUCCUACUGUCUCGUCACGUCGUCUAUGGCGUUAUUCAUGAAGGCCUUACUUUACUUCAUUGUUGAUCUGAAGAGUAAAUGGGGAGGACGUCCCUUGUACUAUGCGGGUCAAAACGCCCUCUUCUUAUACAUCGGCAGUGAGCUUCUAAAGAAACAUUUUCCGCUGUUAUGGUAUAUUUCUGCACCGACUCAUGCGCAGUUAUUGGCAACACACGCCGCCGCUAUGUUGAUUUGGCUGGCGGUGGGCGUGGCUCUAUAUAAGAAACGAAUCUUUAUCACCUUGUAAUAGGGACACUUUAUCUUUUGUCAAAUCGUAUGAAUUACAAGAGAAUGCUAAUAUAUAUAAUAUUGUAAAGUUAUAACAAUUAUUUUUCUAGUAUAUAAGGAAGAUUACGUUAUACAAUGAUGAAGCUAAAAUAUAACAUAUUAAAGUCUGUAUUUACUUUUUUUCUUCUACGUAGGUAAAACUUGUCGAUGCUACUUAUUACUUUGGUUAUUUAAAACUAUGAAAGAAAGUGUGAUAAGACUUUAUAUAUUAGAAAAUAAUUGGGUUAUAAUAAAAUGUAUUUUUUACUUGAAUUAGAAGAAUUCAAAGUAAUUUUGUAUUGUUUGGAAUUGUAUAAUUAUGUACUUUAUUGCAUUGUAAUAAGGCUUUUGUUUAUAAUGGAAUGCUGUGAUCGAAGUCUGUUUGAUAGAUUUAUAUAUGAUAGUUAAACUGAAUUUUGUUGUUUUUAACUGACAUUGUAUUCAAACCAGGGUUCGCUGCUAAAUAUCAACAUAUAUAUAUAUAUCAUGAUAUGCCUAAUGAUAUGAUGAUAUGCAUCAUGAUUAAUAUAUACAUAAUGAUAUUAUAUAUAUAUCAAUUGAUAUUUAUAAUAUUUAUGUUAGUUUGAGUAUUGAAUCUCAGCUAGAAAAUUAACCAACCCAAUGUGACACUGGCAACAUUGGCCUGAACUCUUCCCGAAGCAAUCUUAGUUACUAGAAAUUUUGGGAUUUCCCCGUAACAUUAUUUUUUUAUUUUCUCUUGUGCUUAAAUGCUUAUGUUCUUAAAUAUUAAAUAAAGCCACUAACAGCUCAAAAAUCUCAGUUUUUCAUAUGCAUAAUAUAUAUCGGAUAAAUAAUAAAUAUCGUAUAUUUAUUAUAAAUAUCGGAUUUUUGCGGACCCUGAUUCAAAAUGACUGAAAUUAGAAUCGGAAGGUCAAAUGUUCAUUUGAAAAGUCAGUGCAAAUUAAUCUUUUUGUAUUUAAUUUCAAAUAGGUUCAUUUACAGUAUUUUUUUUUUGGGAAGUCGUCUUACAUAAUUGCUCGUAUUGCAUCGAUUGUCUGAGUUCGUUAUAGUGUCGUGAACAUUGUAAUAUCGAUUUUUAAUAUUAUCGAUAUCAGGAAUAUUUUGCAACACUAUUAUUAGAAUUCAGCUUUUUAUGAAAUAAAUUGUCAUUUACUCUAUUUAAUGUUUCGUAACAAUAUUUCAAUAAAUCUUGUAGUUUUGUAAGUAAUAACUAUCCUUUAAUACGACCGAUUUGGCUUGGGAGCAAAAAUGUGUAUUAUGUAAAAAAACUGAAUAUUUAUGGAAUAUAAUAUGGAACUGGUUUUUGAAUUUAAUGUGUAUUCUACAACUGUAGAAUAUUGCUCUGGAUAAAUCUAAAUAGACUUAAACAUAUAGUCAAACAUUUAAUUUAUUUAACAAUAGAUUUAUAGUUUUGUGUUAUUAACAACUUACAUAAAGAUAAUAAUCAUAUACCUAGUUACAUAAACGUCUGUUAAAAUUAUAAUUAAUUUACUAAUUUACAACAUUUAUUCGAACUUAAAGUCCUGUUUAAACCUUAAUGGAUGUUUGUACAACUAGAUGUUAGCGUUGUAAGAGCGUUAAAAUUCGCAGUUGUAAAAGUAAGGGAUUUACUAUGGAUAUCUGGAAUAUGUCAGAGAAUCAAAACAUUCAGCCAGCUUCUUAUUGACAUUGAAAAUUUUGACAACCAGACUUGCUUUAAACUUAACGCUCAUUGUGUUAAGGUUUAAAAUCGAAAUGGCGUUAAGUCAAGCGACUAACCUAUUUGUAAAAGAUAUAAGGGCAAUUUAAAUAUUAUAUUUUGAAGUGAUUUUUUUUUUUUUGUUUUUAGUAACCACCAGAAACUCUUUUUUCGAACAUAUAUUUAAAGUAAAUCCCGGUAACUUUCAUUUAUUAUUGUUUAUGUUUUAUCCAUAAGCUAUUAGUUAGGUGAGUCUUUGGGUUUUUUGUAUUUUUUUUUAUUAUUUAUAAAAUAACACAUUCACACUUUGUAGGGUUGUUCACAAAAACUUUUGGAUAAAAAAGAAUAUAGCAUAUAACAAUUUAAAGAAUUAUUAACACUGCAAAAUAAAUUCUAAAUUUAUUCCUAAAACUCAUAAAUGCUUAUAAUUUCUUGAUUUAAUGUAUAAAAACACUGGCUGUGUAUUUUAAAUAUUUCCAAUAUAUCGUUUCUUUAUAACUUGGCUUAACAUAAGAGGUUCACGUCCAAUGUGGCUUUUAUGUUGCUCCUGAAUGGGCUAUUUACGAUAAUUCUUUUGCAAAAGAAUUUUGAUAUAUAAAGAAUUUAAAAAAAAAACGCAAUUCUGUUAACCUCAUAACACAUUCAGUAUAAUGUUAAUAUUUUUGAAAUAUUUAUUCACUGUAAAUUGCAGAAGAGUGUACUGUUAUCAAUAUUACAUCAGAAGUGCUAUUCUGUUAACAGUUUUAAAAUGAUCGUUGAGCGCAGCGCUAUCACAUAGAAGUUUUUUCAGAUAAAACCUACUUUAAAAGGUCAUAAACAAAGACUUCUAUUAGUAUUUUUUCUUUGGACGGGACUAUCUCGUUUUGUCUUUGUACCUCCCGGUGUCUCCAAAGGUAUUUUCGGGGCGCGCACAAUGUCCCGUUUUUGUAAGGAUACGAAAAUUUUGCCGGACACACCGUCAGUUGCCCGCGAAGGGAGGAAGAAACAUAACUCCUCGUUUAAUCUCAAGUAAGCUAUAUUUACAGAAGGUCACAUUGUCAACCAACUCCCACACCCCGGUUUUUCUUAAAAAAACUAUGUCUUGUUUUGAUUCAAGGAAAAAUUAAUCGAAUAUAUUUAGCGGGGUCACGCUAAAUAUAUAGCAUAGAAGUUGGUCAUAAAGUUUUUAUUUCAUCGAAUCUCUAUGACAUAACAGCGCUGCCUUUGACGAUGAGUUUAUGGCUGUUUUUUUAAUAGAAUAGCUGAUUUGUAUUAGUAGAUGAAUAGAACCUGUAUAUUUGUAGUAUUAGGUAAUGUAUGUAGUCGAAUAUAGACGAAAUUUAUUUUUUCAAUAAAAUGUUUAUAUCCCU
Molecule: messenger RNA, 4604 nt
Organism: Diatraea saccharalis (sugarcane borer)
Lineage: Eukaryota; Metazoa; Arthropoda; Insecta; Lepidoptera; Crambidae
Source: the annotation of a GenBank genome assembly